Molecule: messenger RNA, 2491 nt
Organism: Danio rerio (zebrafish)
Lineage: Eukaryota; Metazoa; Chordata; Actinopteri; Cypriniformes; Danionidae
Source: RefSeq, a predicted model, not a curated record
CUGGACGUUCUACCGUAACCCGAGCAGUAUCGACCCACGUAGUGUUUAGGACAGUCUAAAAACGGUUUUAGGCAGAAAUGUGUACAAACUUGUUAGAAAAGUUACAUUGUAAUUGUUACAAUAUGCCCUAAUAUGUACCCAGUUAGUAUAUUAGAAAGAAUUAGCCCGCAUGAUAGGCUAUGAGUGCAGGUCUCCAGUUUCAGGCCUUGACGUCCGCCCUCCGGGGAGGAAACGGAACGGAUCUGUAGAUGCAGUUCUGCUCUGCUGGCCGGUUCCAGAACAGACCAGGGCGAGCUAAUCACGGGAUGACGCUGUGCCGGCUUUCUCUGUCAAAUAUCCAUACAGAAAAACCACAUUCGAAUCUCACGUGUGCAAACCGGGAGGGUGACAGGGGGUGCCACACAACCGGUUAUCAAAACUGGAGUGCGCCACAGAUAAAUCCGGCACGGGGACUUUUGUCCUGGGAUAAAUUUGAGAGGAAUACCCAAAGAGCCAGGGAUUAGCAGUACAUUAAAGGGUGGAUUGCAUAGGGGAGCCAUGUCAAUCUUGCCCUCGUUCGGCUUUACGCAAGAGCAAGUCGCGUGCGUCUGCGAGGUGCUGCAGCAGGGUGGGAACCUGGAGAGGCUCGGACGGUUCCUUUGGUCCCUGCCAGCCUGCGACCACCUCCACAAGAACGAAUCCGUGCUCAAAGCGAAGGCUGUGGUUGCCUUCCACCGGGGAAACUUCCGUGAGCUCUACAAGAUCUUGGAGAGCUACCAGUUCUCCACGCACAACCACCCGAAGAUGCAGCAGCUGUGGCUGAAGGCGCACUAUGUUGAGGCGGAAAAGUUGCGGGGGCGCCCGCUAGGCGCUGUGGGCAAAUAUCGUGUGCGCAGGAAAUUCCCUUUGCCCCGUACUAUCUGGGACGGCGAGGAGACCAGUUAUUGCUUUAAGGAAAAGUCUCGGAGCGUGCUGCGUGAAUGGUACACGCACAACCCUUAUCCAUCUCCACGGGAGAAGCGAGAGCUGGCAGAGGCAACAGGACUGACCACUACACAGGUCAGCAACUGGUUUAAAAACAGGAGACAGAGAGACCGGGCAGCCGAGGCAAAAGAGAGAGAAAACGGCGAGAACAACGGCGUCGGCGGAAAGCAGAGCCAGCGGUCUCCGCUCGACGGAGUGAAGUCGCUGAUGUCGAGCUCGGAGGAUGAGUUUUCUCCGCCGCAGAGCCCCGAGCACAGCUCCGUGCUUCUUCUGCAAGGCACCAUGAACAAUCCCGCGGCUCCCGCAUACCCAAUGCCCGGCCUGGGUGCGCCGCACCCGCUACACGGCAUGCAAGGGCAUCCGCAUCAGAUCCAGGAUUCACUGUUAGGAUCUCUAACAUCCAGCCUUGUGGAUUUAGGAUCGUAGGACGCCUUAAGCACGGUUAGACGAGAAGACUUAAUACCCAUUACAGCAUAUACUUCUGACGCAGAGGACGUUUACAUCAAGAAAAAAGAAAAACGAUUGUUGCAAAUCAUUAGAAAAGCGAGGAAAAUCAAAAGAGCUUGUGGAUUUUGGGAACUUUGGGUUUUCUGGACAAGUGCGUAAAUUUUGUUAAACCAUUAAGGCCACUAUUUAAGAAAAUUCACAGCAUUGAAGUAUGCAUUUAAAACAUUUUAAUAAUUUAUAAUGUUUUACACAAAUAUUAAUUUAUAUAAACUGUUCUGUACUGAACGAGGAGUAGAGAUUUUAAUGAGAAAAUCAUUCAAACGUCAACUAAACACCAAAGUGGAAUCUAAGGUUCUUUGUUUUUAUUCAGUUUACAUAUAUAAUAUGUUUACAUUACGAUUGUAGUUUUAAAAAAUAUCAGAUGAAAAGAAAAGGAAAAACAUCAAUUAAAAGUAUCUGUUGCAUCAUCCGCGUUCUGAGCAUUUAUCUUUAGCAUGGAAGCUUAAUCAAAAUAAUAUUUUUUUUAAAAUCUACAAUAAAUAAACACAAAACCUCAAAGAUAAUAAAAUAUCUCAAUCCACGUGACAUGUCCGAACCGGAAAGGGGCAUGAGCGCGUGAAAAAUGAGAACGCCUAAAACGUCAACAAGAAAAAUUGGCCCUUAUGCCAAGAGGCGCCAGGCUGAGCGCAGGGCCGAGCUUGGCUUUUGGACCGUUAAAAUAGUAUGAAAAAGCACCAACCGAGUCACUUUAAGCACUUUAAGUUUGAUAAAGAUUUAGGCUUUUAGUUCAUCACACUGAGCGCCCGAGUUAAAGAGGGAGAAAAGGGGAGUUUUAUACUGUUUGUUCUGUCAGUUCUGGGCCCCUGAAAACUGACACGACUUGCUCUAAAUCCUCUUAGUCCACCCAAAUCACAACAAAACACUAUCAAAACAAAUGUAAACUUUGUUUCUUUAACUAAUCAACAAAUGAAAAACUUCCACCGUAAAUAAUAAAAUUCUACUUUGUCGAACGUUUGUUUUAACACAAAAUAUGAAUUGUGACAGCACAUUUUCGUCAAAAAUAAAGUUUCUAGAACGUUCA